AUGCGGUGCGUUAGUGUGGAAACAAAUCUUCGCUGCUGGCUGCUGCUGGUGCUCGUCACGGUGGCGGCCAGCGGGAUCGAGCAGAUCGGAGCGCACAGUCCGGGCCCUGGGCCGGGGCCCGGAUUCGGUGGCCCCGCCGGCGUAGUGAUGAUUGCUCGGCGCCGUUCGUCCAGCGGCGACGGGGCAAUGCAAUCGCGGGCGGUCGAGACGCGCGUCCAGUUUAACGUAUUCGAGAACGAACCGAAGGGCACGGUGGUGGGCUACAUUCCGACGAAGCCCGGUUUCACGUAUCGUUUCAACGAGCCACCGCGCGAGUUCGUCCUGGACGCCAGCACGGGCGAAAUCCGAACGAAUGCCAUCCUGGAUCGGGAGGCGACCCGCAACGAUCGGUACGAUCUGGUGAUCCUUUCCAGCCAGCCGACGUACCCGAUCGAGGUGCGCAUCACGGUGAUCGACGUGAACGACAAUGCGCCCGAGUUCCCGGAGCCGACGAUCGCGGUGUCCUUCUCGGAGAGUGCCAUCACCGGCACCCGGUUGCUGCUGGAUGCGGCCACCGAUCGGGAUACGGGCGAGAACGAUGUGACCGACGAUUACCAGAUCGUCGGAGGGAACCACGACGACAAGUUCCGGUUGGCCGUAACGACCAGUCCGAACGGGGACGUGUACUAUCUGCACCUGGAGACGACGGGCAAGCUCGAUCGGGAAACGCGCGGGUUCUACGCGCUCAACAUCUCGGCCAAGGACGGUGGGGAACCGUCGCGCUACGGUUAUCUGCAGGUCAACGUGACGAUCCUGGACGUGAACGACAAUCCUCCGAUCUUCGACCACAGCGACUACAUCGUGUCGCUGAACGAGAGUGUCCUGCCGGGGACGCCGGUCCUGCAGGUGAUGGCCUCGGACAACGAUCUGGGCGAUAACAGCAAGAUCACGUACUACCUCGCCGACAGCCAGACGCAGUUCACGGUCGAUCCGGAAACGGGUGUGAUCGCCACGACGGAGCAGCUCACCUGUCCGCACCAGAACUGUCAGUCGUUGUCUCGGCCGGACGGGACCUGCCCGAAGAGCUGCGUGUUUACGGUGUUUGCGCGCGAUCACGGCACCCCGCGGCAAGACGGCCGGACGUACGUGACGGUGAACCUGGUGGACACGAACGAUCACGAUCCGGUGAUCCGGUUCCAGUACUUCCCACCGACCGGGAGCUUUGCCACUGUCGAUGAAAACGCCGCCAACAGCAGCGUAGUGGCGGCCGUGUCCGUGGUCGACAUGGACGAGGGUGCGAACGGGGACACAAGCCUGAAGAUCAUUGCGGGGAACGAUUUGCAGCACUUCCGGUUGGAGAAGUCACCCAGCUUCUACAUUGUGCGCGUGAACGGGGUGCUCGAUCGGGAGGAGAUCGGCAAGUACAACCUGACGGUGGUGGCGAUCGAUCGGGGGACUCCGCCGCGAAGUGCCACGGCACACCUGAUUAUCCACGUGAACGAUGUGAACGAUCACGAGCCGGUGUUUGAGAAAUCGGAGUACUCGGCGGUCCUGAGUGAGUUGGCGCCGGUCGGAACGUACGUCGCCAGUAUCACGGCCAGCGACGAGGAUACGGGCGUGAAUGCGCAGAUCUUCUACGACUUUGUGUCCGGCAACCAGGAGCAGUGGUUUCGGAUUGACCCAACGUCGGGGUUGAUCACAACGCAGGCCGCCCUAGACCGGGAGGUGCACGGUCACAUCGAGCUGAGCAUUUCGGCCCGAGAUGGUGGCCCCAAUCCGAAGUGGGCUCACACGCAGCUGAAGGUGACGAUCCUGGACGAGAACGAUGAAGCGCCCCGGUUCGUUCAGCCCCAGAUCAACGUGACGCUGAACGAGAGCGCCAAGGCGGGCACGGUCGUCGUUUCGUUGACUGCGAUCGACCACGAUCAGGGCACGAACGGGAGCAUAACGUACGCGCUGCACGCCAGCGUCGAGAAGAGCUACCCGGGAACGUUCACGAUCGAUCCGGUGUCCGGACAGAUCAGCACCCGUGUGGCGCUGGAUCGCGAAAGGGUCGCUUCCUACGACGUGCAGGUGGUGGCCCGGGACCACGGAUCCCCUCCACAGUCCUCGACCGCUAUCGUGCACCUCACGGUGGAGGAUGCGAACGACAACAGUCCGGAACUGUACCCGAGGCACUACUUCGUCCCGAUCGCCGACAGUACCCCGGUUGGGAGCGUGAUCGCUCGGGUGACGGCAACCGAUCGGGACGAGGGGGACAACGCGCGCGUUACGUACGACAUCCUGGCCGGCACGGAUCCCGAUGGGUUGGUGGCGAUCGAUGCCGCCACCGGGACGAUCACUCUACGGGGAAGUCUUCAGAAAUCGCCCAAACCGAUCCACAAAAUCACGAUCGGCUGCAUGGACCGCGGAGGGCGCCGAGCUGAACGGACGGCGCUCGUGGAAAUCAUCAAGGAGUCGAUCGUGGAGGAGAUUGCGUUUGAUGCGCCGGGCUAUGAGUUCCGGUUGCUCGAAGACAAUGGGUUCGAACGGCGUCAAACGAAUCGGGAAGUGGGCCAUGUGCGCACGAAAGGCGGUGGUGCUGGCCGGACGGUCGAAUACUCGAUCGUCCGGGGGGAUCCGACGGAUGCGUUCCGGAUCCACGAGCGGACGGGGGUCCUGUCGACGGCACGGCACAUCGACCGGGAACAGCGGGCGGCGUACAGUCUCGUGGUGGCGGGGCGAAACGGGUUCGCUUAUGGGGAGGUGGUGGCCAACGUGACGAUCGGCGAUCUGAACGACAACGCACCGGUGUUCCUGUACGAUCACGAUGAGAUCGCGUUGCUCGAAAACACGGCCGUCGGGCAGGAGAUUUACGUGGCGCGGGCGAAGGAUGCGGACACCGGCCCCAACAGCAACGUGGUGUUUGGGUUGGCCACCAACCCGGAGGGUCUGUUCCGGAUUUCCGAGUCGACGGGUGUGCUGUACCUGAACCGGUCGAUCUUCGUCGAUCCGGGCACGGUGCUCUCGCUGGAGGUGAGUGCACGGGAUGGCGGGAAGCCCCCGCUGACGACGCGCAGUACCGUGCAGAUUGUGGUGGAGGAUGUGAACGACCACACGCCCGUGUUUGACCACACCUCGUACGAAACGUCGCUCCUGGAGUCGAUGCCGGUGAACUUCCGGUUUUUUGCGCUGGCCGCUUCGGACGCGGAUACGGGCGCCAAUGGGCGCAUCACGUACGCCAUCGUCGAGGGCAACGUGGAUGGGAAGUUUGGGAUCUUCCCGGAUGGGUAUCUGUUCGUGCGGAGUGCCCUCGAUCGGGAGGAGCGUGACUACUACUCGCUCACGGUGAGCUGCGCCGACGAGGGUCAGCCGGUGCCACGGAGCUCGUCCGUGCCCGUGAUCGUGCACGUGAUCGACGAGAACGACAAUGCGCCCCAGUUCACGAACAGCACGUUCGUGUUCAGUGUGGCCGAGAACGAACCACCGGAAACGUUCGUCGGUAAGCUGACGGCGCACGAUCGGGAUAUCGGACGGAACGCGGAGCUCAUCUACACGCUGGUGUACGGCGGUGGUGGCAGUCCGGGUGGGGUCAAGGCGCAAGAUCACGAGGAUUUCAGUAUCGAUUCGCGGAACGGGUUCAUCAGGACGCGCCGACCUUUCGACCGGGAAGCGUUGGUGCAGGCGACCGGCCAGGACUUUCUGACGCUGGAGGCGACCGUCUCGGACAACGGGAUGGUGCGGUUGCGUGAUCGCGUCAAGAUCAAGGUGACCAUCACGGACGUGAACGACAACGCACCGCACUUUAUCCGCGCUCCGUACCGCGUGCAGAUAUCGGAGGGUUCCACAAUCGGCACGCAGUUGGUGCGCGUCUACACGAACGAUGCCGACGUGGGGUUGAACGGGGACGUGUUCUACUACAUCCAGGACGGGAACCAGGACGAGCGGUUCUCGAUCGAUGACUCGACCGGUCAGAUCAUGCUGACGCAGGCACUGGACCGCGAAACGACUCCGUUCUACAGGUUGACGGUGGUGGCGCACGAUGCCUCGAUGCAGAACCGACUGAGCGCUUCGACGACCGUUACGAUCGAGGUGCUGGACGAGAACGAUGAUGCGCCGGAGUUUACGCAAACCCUCAGCCGGAUCGCGAUCAUCGAAACGACCCCGGUCGGCACGGAGCUCAUCCGGUUCCGGGCCACGGACAACGAUCUGGGGGCGAAUGCGCAGAUUACGUUCUCGAUUGCGGCCGGCAAUCGGCGCGAUACGUUUGCGAUUGACCCACUGUCGGGUUUCCUGUACCUACACAAGCUGCUCGACUACGAGGACACGCAAAGCUACUCGCUCAACAUCUCAGCGGCCGACGGUGGGAAUCCGCGACUGGCCACCACCAUCCUGUUCGUGGUGAACGUGAUCGACUCGAACGAUAAUCCGCCCAGCUUUCCGAACACCGCGAUCGUACGGCAGAUCCGCGAGGGUAUCCCACUGCACACGCCCAUCGUAACGGUGUCCGCCGAGGAUCCGGAUUCGGGCGACAACGGCAAGGUGACGUACGAGAUCGCUCACCAGGAUCCGGACAAUCGGGUGCGCCACUUUGGCAUCAACCCGACGACCGGCGUGAUCCACACGCUGCACGCGAUCGACCGGGAAGCCAUCGAUACGUACCGGCUGACGGUGCUGGCCACCGACCAGCAUCCGGUGCCGGCGCAGCGUCUCUCGGCCGAGAAGCUCGUAACCGUGAUCGUGGAGGACGUGAACGACAAUGCGCCUGUGUUUGUGUCGAUGAACGCCGCCAUCCUGUCGCUCAAGGACGUGCGGCUGGGGAUCAGCGAGAGUGGCCCGGCGGCCACCAUCAUGCACGUGAACGCCGAGGACGCCGAUUCGAGCUCGAACGGGCUCGUGACGUACGAAAUGAUCGGUGGCAACACGGGACUGUUUCAGCUGCAUAGGACGACGGGCGCCAUUACGCUCCGACGGCCGAUCGCUAAACCGGAUAUCCGGUACCAGUUGUCGGUGCGUGCCACCGACGAGGCCGUGCAGAGUGAGCGGAAAAGCAGCGACGCGUAUCUGACGAUCCUCACGACCAGUGCGGUCGUCGGGGCACCCGGCAAUGGCCCUGCGUUUGCCAAGAAGGAUCUCUCGGGGAGCGUUUCAGAGAAUGAACCGAUCGGGACGAGCAUUCUGACCGUGUCGGCGUACCUGAACUCGGUCAGUGACAUCGAGUACUACGUGACCAAUGUGACAGGCGGCGGGCGGCAGGUGAACCGACUGUUCGACAUCGACACCAAGCUCGGCAUCCUGUCGACGGCGGCCGAGCUGGACCGCGAGUCGGGCAUCGAGCACUACGACGUGGAAGUGUACGCGAUCGCUAUCGGUGGCGUCCCGCGGACUACGAGCACGCGGAUUCGAGUGAACGUGCUGGACAAAAACGACAGCCCGCCCAAGUUCCACAAUCUGCCGAUGGUGUUUAGCGUGUCGGAGGACCUGGCCAUCGGGCAGACGGUGGCGCGAAUCACCGCCACCGACCCGGACACGAUCGGGAAACUGGAGUACACGCUGCUGAAGGGGGACACCGCCAAGUUCGCGCUGGAACGGGAAACCGGUUUGCUGAAGCUCCGCGACACGCUGGACCGCGAGACGGUCAGCUCCUACCGGCUGACCGUUAGUGUGACGGACGGUAUUCAAAGUACCGAAACCACCAUCACCGUGCAGGUUACCGAUACCAACGACAACCCACCGGUGUUUGCCGAACCGGCGUACUCGUUCGAUAUUCCGGAGAACGCACAGCGUGGCUACCACGUCGGGGUCAUCCAGGCAACGGAUCCCGAUAUCGGCACCAACGCGGCCGUCACGUACACCGUCAUCUCGGACUGGGCGAACGAUGUGUUCUCGCUGAACCCCCAGACGGGUAUUUUCACCCUCACGGCGCGGCUCGACUUCGAAGAGGUGCAACACUACAUUCUGGUGGUGCAGGCGCAGGACAACGGAUACCCGAGCCUGUCGAGCACGCUGACCGUCUACUGCAACGUGGUCGACCUGAACGACAACGCGCCCAUCUUCGAUCCGAUGAGCUACUCGAACGAAAUCUUCGAAAAUGCUCCCAUCAACUCGGACGUCGUCACGGUCAGCGCAACGGACAUCGAUUCAGGACCGAACGGGCGCAUAGAGUACUCGAUAUCGGCGGGUGACGAGCAAGAAGACUUCCAGAUCAUGGCCAACGGGACCAUCCGGACGCGCCGAUCGCUCGACCGGGAAACGAAGAGUGUCUACAAUCUGGUCAUCACCGCGCAGGACUGUGCGCAGGAGCCCGAGAAGCGCCUUUCGUCGACCGUUCAGGUUUCGAUCCUGCUAAAGGAUAUCAACGAUCUGGCCCCGGAAUUUGUCAGCCCGAACGAGACGAGCGUGGCGGAAAACAUCCCGAUCAACACGGUGAUCAUGGCCAUCAAGGCGGUCGAUCGGGACGAGGGCCGCAACGGGUACGUCGAGUACCAGCUGGACGACCACAAGCCGGAUUCACCCGGAUCGUCGGCGUCGUCCGGACCGGGGCCGUUUACCGUUGGGCAGGCCGACGGGUUGCUGCGCGUUUCCGGUCCGCUCGAUCGCGAGGUCAAGUCGAGCUACGAGCUGCGGGUGAUCGCCAAAGAUCGGGGCGACCCGUCGCGGUCGACGCCGGCGCGCAUCCGCAUCAACGUGCUCGACGAGAACGACAACAGUCCCAUCUUUGACCCCAAACAGUACAGUGCGGCGAUCGCGGAAAAUGCCAGCAUCGGGGCCAGCGUCCUGCAGGUCUCUGCCACCGAUAUCGACGAGGGCGCUAAUGGACGCGUCCGCUUCUCGAUAGCGGCCGGCGACGACAACCGGGACUUUAGCAUCAGCGAGGACAGCGGCGUGGUGCGGGUGGCGAAGAACCUCAACUUUGAGCGCAAAGCGCUCUACACCAUCACGGUGCGGGCCGAGGACUGCGCCGGCGACAUCGACGGGGGCGCGGAGGUGCGCUUCGACACGGCCCGCCUAUCGAUCACCAUCACGGACAUCAACGACAACCCGCCAACCUUUCUCGACUCGCCCUAUCUCGCCUACAUCAUGGAGAACGUGAUCCCACCGAACGGGGGCUACGUAAUUACCGUGCGGGCGUACGACGCGGACACGCCGCCGUUCAACUCGCAGGUCCGGUACUUCCUGAAGGAGGGCGACACGGACUACUUCAAGAUCAAUGCUUCGACGGGCGAGAUUUCGCUGCUCCGGGCGCUGGACCGAGAGCUGCAGGCCGAGUACAUCCUGACGCUCGUGGCGAUGGACACCGGCUCGCCACCGCUGACCGGGACCGGCACCGUGCGGGUGAUCGUGCAGGACAUAAACGACCACAGCCCGGAGUUCGAGCGGCAAUCGUACGCGGCGACGGUGGCCGAGAACCAGCCGAUCGGCACGAAGGUGCUGUGGCCGCGGGCCACCGAUAAAGAUGCGGGCCCGAACGCACGCAUCGUGUACACACUGCUCGGCGAGCACUCGGACCGGUUCCGGCUGGACGCGGGCAGCGGCGAGAUCGCCACCGGCGCCCUGCUCGACCGCGAGGACGUGCCCGUCUAUCACUUCACGCUGAUGGCCCAGGACAGUUCAUCGACUGAGCCGCGGGCCAGCGUCGUUAAUCUGACGAUCGCGGUGCAGGACGUGAACGAUAAUAGCCCCAGCUUCAGUGCGCCCAGCUUCGCCGUCACGAUCCCGGACCGCAUCAAGCCGGGCCAGUUUGUGUUCGGCGCGAACGCGAUCGACCGGGACGAGGGCGCCAACUCGCGCAUCCUCUACGCGAUCGUCGCCGGGCCCGACGCCGGCCGGUUCCGCGUCAACGAGCACACGGGCGUAAUCGAAGCGGCCGUCGAGCUGUCGUCGCCGUCGGCGGUCGGUGGCCCGAAUGCGGCCGACCUCGUCUACCGGCUGACGAUCGUGGCGAAGGACCACGGUGCCGAGCCGCGCUCGGCAAGCUGCGAGCUGGUGAUCUCGCUCAAGUCGGCCCACCUUUUCCCCGUGUUUUCCUACCCCUCCGAGACGCAGUUUGUGCUGCCAGAGGACAUUGCGGACGGCAAAAUGGUGACCCGGCUGGCGGCCACCUCGCCGAAGAAGGGAGCGCUCGGUAACAUUCGGUACGCCAUCGCCGGAGGAAACAUCGGGGACGCGCUCCGGAUCGAUCCGAACACGGGCGAAGUGGCCGUAAACCGGGGAGGGCUAGACUACGAGCGGAACCGGCAGUACGAGGUGUGGAUCGAGGCGGCCGAUUCGGAUCGGCCGAGCCUUCGGAGUGUGCUGCAGCUUACGGUAAACGUCACGGAUGCGAACGACAAUGCCCCUCUGAUGGACCGCCAGGUGUACGUGGCGGAGGUGAUGGAGGAGGAACCACCGUCGCAGCUGAUCGCCAAAGUGUCCGCCACCGAUGCCGACUCGGAGGAGAACGGCCAAAUCACGUACCACCUGCGGGCCGACUACGAAGCGUUCGAAAUCAACACCGAUACGGGCGAAAUCUUCACGACGAUGCGGCUCGAUCGGGAGGACACGGCCCACUACACGCUGAUCGUGGAUGCCGUCGACCAGGGUGUGCCCCAGCUGACGGGCAGUGCGGCCGUGCUGGUGAACGUGCUGGACAAGAACGACAAUCCGCCCAAAUUCACGCGCCUCUUCUCGGUGAACGUGACGGAGAACGCGGAAAUCGGUCAGUUUGUGAUCAAGAUCACCUCGUCCGACUCGGACGUUGGGGUGAACGCGAACGCAAGCUACAUCUUCACGGAAAACAUUGGCCACAAGUUCUCGAUCGAUUCGACCACCGGCAACGUGACGGUUGCGGGGCACCUCGACCGGGAACUACAGGACGAGUACAUUCUGAAGGUGGCCGCCGUCGAUGGUGCGUGGCGUACGGAGACCCCGCUCACGAUCACCAUCCAGGAUCAGAACGAUAAUGCGCCCGAGUUUGAGCACAGCUACUACAGCUUCAACUUUCCCGAGCUCCAGAAGCCGAUCAUGUUCGUGGGCCAGGUGAUCGCGACCGAUCGCGACAAGCAGGGCCCGAAUUCGGUCAUCUCAUACUCGCUCCAGCAACCGUCCGACCUGUUCUCGAUCGAUCCGGCCACCGGGGAGCUGUUUAGCAAGCGCAAGAUCCACUACAAACACACGCAGAUCGAACCGUCGCCGGAGAACAUGUUCAGCCUGACGGUGCUGGCCACCGACAACGGGAAGCCCCCGAUGUACACCGAGUGUCUGGUGAACGUGAACAUUGUUGACGCCAACAACAAUCCGCCCGUGUUUGGGCAACCGUCGUACAUGGCACCGGCACCGGAGGGUGCGACCGCUGGCCAGCGGAUCGUGCAGCUUGCGGCAAAGGACGAUCUGGACUACGGUGUGAACGCGGAGAUUGAAUACGCGGUGACCGGUGGCAAUGGAUCGGCUCGGUUCGCGAUCAACAAACUGGAUGGGUGGAUCAUCGUAAGCGGCGGCGCUUCUCUUAGCGAUCCACCCGGCACGGUCUAUUCGCUAACGGUGCGAGCCAUCGAUCGUGGUGUACCGCCGCAGCAGGACGAAGUAGCGGUGACGAUCAUCGUGACGGGCGUGAACAAGUUUUCACCCGUCUUCCAGAGCCCAUCCUAUCAGGUGAUCGUGCCCGAAAACGAACCGGUCGGCUCGACCAUCCUGACCGUGAGCGCUCCGGACAACGAUGACGGCCCGAACGGGAUGGUGCGCUACUCGAUACUGGCCGGCAACGAGCGGAACGACUUCUCGGUGCACGCCGUCAGCGGAGCCGUGGUCAUCCGGCAGCCACUCGACUACGAUCUGGUGCAGGUCUAUCAGUUGAACAUAACGGCCGAAGAUCUGGGCUAUCGGUCGCGCCGAUCCGUGGCCAUGAUCACGAUCACACUGACCGACAUCAACGACAACGCACCGUACUUCAACCAGUCCGUGUACGGUGCGUACGUGGCGGAGAAUUCACCGCCCAACUCGUUCGUGUACCGCGCCGUUGCCCACGAUCGGGACUCACCGAAGAACGCGGUCAUCGUGUACGCCAUCGUCGGCGGAACGGGUCGCGAUCUGUUUGCGAUCGAACCCGGCACCGGGGUGAUAACUUCAACGGCCACGUUCGACUACGAGGAGCAGGAUCGGUACGUGCUGCGGGUCGUGGGCUCCAACCCGGACUCGGCGAUGCGCAACGAGACGAAGAUCGUGGUGCACGUGACGGGAGUGAACGAGUACUACCCGAAGUUUGUCCAGCCGGUGUUCCACUUCGAUGUGUCGGAAUCGGCCGAAGUGGGAUCGAGCGUAGGGAUCAUUCAGGCGACGGAUAAGGACGCCGGUGAGGACGGCAAAGUGUACUACCUGUUGGUGGGGUCGAGCAAUGACAAAGGCUUCAGCAUUCACCCGGAGUCGGGUGUGAUCGUGGUAUCGCGCAAUCUGGACCGUGAAACGCAGUCCCGGGUCGUGCUGACGGUGCUGGCGAAGAACUACGGAGGGAUUCGGGGCAACGACACGGACGAAGCGCAGGUGAUCAUCUCCAUCCAGGACGGGAACGAUCCGCCCGAGUUUCUGCUCGACCUGUACGAGACCACCAUCUCGGAGGGUGAUCCGCUCGGCACGAAGGUGCCGGUGGCGGUGAAAGCGGUCGAUAAGGACGUGCGCCCCCAGAACAACCAGUUCAGCUACUCGAUCAUCGGCGGUAACAAUGAUCACUCGUUCAAGAUCGACCCCCAGUCGGGGCAGAUCGAAACGACCCGGCUGCUGGACCGCGAGUCCGUCCCCGUCCACAAGCUGAUCGUUGGGGCCAUCGAUGGGGGAGUUCCACCGCAAACGGGGACCACCGUCGUGCAGAUAACGCUCUCGGACAUCAACGACAAUGGGCCGGUUUUUGACGCAAAGGACACGGUCGGUACGGUGCUCGAGAACGAACCACCCAACACGGUGGUCAUGACACUGGCGGCUACCGAUCCGGACCUUCCCCCCAACGGGGGCCCGUUCACGUACUACCUCGUCGGUGGGCGGCACAAGUCGUUCUUUACGCUCGAAAAACACUCCGGUGUCCUGCGGACGGUCCGGAGUAUCGAUCGGGAGACCACCGCCCAGCUGGAGCUGCUUGUGGAGGUGGAGGACAAUGGGUCGCCAAGGAUGCGGACCCAGCAAACGAUCACGGUGAACGUGAUCGACCAGAAUGACAGUCCGUCGACGCCCCGGAUCGUGCACGUGCUCGUGUACGUGUUCAACGGGGUCGUCCACGGAGAUGUGGCCAACGUGCACCCGAACGACGCAGAUCUGACCGGUGACUACCGGUGCAAGCUGCUGAGCGACCUCAACAAGCAACCGGUGACCGCGUUCUUCAUCAGCAGCGGCUGUCUAUUGCGCCCGACGGAACUGCCGCAAGGUGGCCAUACCGGCUUCCUGGUGUCGGGCAACGAUGGCAAACACCCGGACGUCAUUUCGACGGUGUCGGUUGAGUUCCUGCACUUUGACAAUGCCACGGUGGAGAACUCGAUCACGGUCCGGUUGGCCAACGUGAGCAGCGGUACCUUCCUGGCCAACUACUACCGCAACUUUAUGGACAUUGCCAAGGGUGCGGUGGAGGGCGCGGACGAGCUGAUCCUGUACAGCCUGCGGGAUGUCGAGAAGUCGCUCCACCUGACCGUGGCCAUCCGGAGUGGGGUCGCCACGAAGGGGUACCGCUCGGCGAAGUACGUCAUCGAGCGGUUAUCACGGAAACUGGAAGCCAUCAAUCAGCUACUGCCGGCGGCGUCAGCGACACGGUCUUCGACGGCCCUCAUCGGGUACGCACCGUGUUUGGCCAGUACCUGCGACAAUGGCGGAGUGUGCUCUGCCCACAUCCAGGUGCACGAUCAGAACUCGAUCACCGACAGUCAGUCGCUCAUCUUCACUUCGCCCCUCGUACGGCACGAUUUCGCUUGCCGCUGUCCCGAGGGUUUCACGGGGCCGCGCUGCGAACGGCGGCAGGAUCCGUGUUCACCGAAUCCGUGCCAUGCCGGAGGGCAGUGUCGGCGACAGGGUUACGAUUUUCAGUGCAGUUGCCCACCGAACCGGGAGGGUAAGUACUGUCAGCUGGAACGCGGUGAUAUCUGCUCGAGUGGCCCCUGCCAGAAUGGUGGUUCGUGUCGCGAGAGUUCGGACGGAUCGAGCUUCUUCUGCCUGUGCCGACCCGGCUACCGGGGUAACCAGUGUGAGGCGGUGGCCGACUCGUGCCGCCCCAAUCCGUGUCUGUACGGGGGGCUGUGCGUCAGCCUGAAGCCCGGCUACCGGUGCAGCUGCGUGGACGGGCGGUACGGGCGGUACUGCGAGAAGACCACGUUCGGGUUCCGGGAGCUCUCGUACAUGGCAUUUCCGGCGCUCGAUUCGGCCACCAAUGACAUCUCGGUGAUCUUCGCCACCACCAAGCCGGAUGCGCUGCUCGUGUACAACUACGGCAUCCAGAGCGGCGGCCGGUCGGACUUUGUGGCGAUGGAGGUGGUCAAUGGGCGGGCCGUGUUCUCGUUCGGGGGUGCCCGUACGGCCAUAACGUCGCUCGUCGUGGGCCAGCCGGCCGCCGGUGACAGUGGGUCGAUCUCGAACGGCGAGUGGCACAAGAUCACGGCCACGCGCAACGGUCGCGUGAUGUCGCUGAGCGUGAGCAAAUGCACGGAGAACGGAGACUUUUGCGAUGACUGCCGACCCGGUGAUUCCGCCUGCUACGCCGACGACACCGGACCAACGGGAACGCUCAACUUCAACAAGCACUACCUGCUGGUAGGCGGUCUGAUAGCGGCCGAUCCGGUCCUGGAGCGCCCAGGGCAGGUCCACUCGGACGAUCUGGUGGGCUGUGUGCACAGCGUGUCGAUCAACGGGCGGGCGCUGAACCUGAGCAACCCGAUCAAGUCAUUCGGCAUCGAACGGACGUGCCAACGGCGCACCAAUGGCCCUGGCGGUGGGCCGUGUAGCCUCGGACUGCCGGACGAUCCGGCCCAACCGCUGUGCGGCCCGUUCGGGCAGUGUAUGGACCGGUGGAACACGGCCCUUUGUCGCUGUGGUGGCUCGAUCCUUUCGCCCGACUGUUACGGAUCGCUCGAACCGUACUCGUUGCAGGAGGGCGCCUUCAUCGAGUACGAGAUUUCGGAGAAACACAAGCGGAUGCAGCUGCUGGAGAACCUGUACAGCGGGCGCGGCAACAUCUGGAGCUACGACGUGGCGCGCAACAAGCGGUACGGCGAGCCGGCGGCAGGGAGCGCCCGGACCGAGAACAUGUCCACGCUAACGAUCGGCGAGGAUCCGCCCAAGUACAUGAGCAUCCUGUUCAAGACGAACAAGGAAACGGGGCUGCUGAUCUACGCGGCCACCAACAAGCACUUUACGUCGCUGGAACUGAAGGGUGGCCGGCUGUACUACACCUCGCACCAGACGUCCUACGUGAACGUGUCAUCCGGCGCGCCAGGAGCAGGAGCGUCUUCGGAUGCCACCCCCGGAGGCAGUCUGGCCGAUGGCCGGUGGCACAACGUAACGAUUCACUCGCACAACCGCAUCCUACAGGUGCUGGUGGACGGGCGGAACGUAGUGUCGGACCUGGAUGCGACCGGAGUGCACGAUUUCCUUGACCCGUACCUGACGGUGCUCUCGAUCGGGAGCGUGCGGCGGGAGCACUUUGUGAACGAGGUGAUGCCGGCCGGGUUUCAGGGAUGCCUGGCGAACUUUACGAUCAACGGCGAGGUGCAACCGUUCAACGGGUCCGGCAGCAUCUUCCGGCACGUGGUGCACCGCGGGGCGGUGCUCCAGGGAUGCGCCUGGGAUGUGCUGGGGACGGCGCAGGUCACGAACCCGCUCAACAUCGGCAUCACGCUGGUGAUCGUGUUCUUCGUGAUGUUGCUCGUCGGGAUCUUCAUCUCGUUCCUGGUCGUGCGCUGCCGGAAGCAGCACAAGGAGAAGAGCGGCGCCCUGGUCGGCCACUCGGGCGCGACGGGGCCCGGGGGGUUGCACUCCGCAAAGCAGCACAACGGUGGCUCGACGAUGCUUGGGCCCGGGGGGCUCGGGUCGGGCGGUGGCGUUGGUGGCCCCGGCGGCGGCGGACUGCACGGUGACGGUAAUGGGCGCGGUCUGCACGUGGGUGACCUGUCGCUCGGUGUCGGUUAUCACUCGGAAAACGGAGCGGAUAUGUUGCGCGGUGUCGGUGGCCACCAUCUGGUGGGUCCGGAGCUGAUCUCGAAGAAGUACAAGGAGCGGGACCUCGGGUCGGGCGAACCGCAGCGACCGCAGCGGCCGGACAUUAUCGAGCGGGAGGUGGUGAGCAAGAGUCCUCCGUUGCGCGAGGAUCACCACCCGCCGUUACCGCCGCCAAGCCACGGCCACGACCACACAAACCCGUCGAUGGACCUGGGCAGCGAGUAUCCGGAGCACUACGAUCUGGAGAACGCCAGUUCGAUCGCGCCGUCCGACAUCGACAUCGUAUACCACUACAAGGGCUACCGGGAGGCGGGCGGGGUGCGCAAGUACAAGGCGACGCCGCCGCCGGUGGCCACGUACAACACGCACCACAAGCACCAGACGUCGGCGGCGCAACAGCAGCAGCACCGCCACUCGCCGCACCACGCCGUCACGGGCGGUGGUCCGUACGGACCGCACCGUGGCGUCCCUCCGCAAGCUAGUCAACCGCCGCCAUCGAACCCGGCACCCCGCCAGCACCAGUCCACGCCGCUCGCUCGGCUUUCCCCUAGCUCGGAACUAAGCUCACAGCAGCCUCGGAUCCUCACGCUGCACGACAUCUCGGGCAAGCCGCUACAGAGUGCACUGCUGGCCACGACGUCCAGUUCGGGCGGUGUCGGCAAGGACGCGCUCCACAGUAACAGCGAGCGGAGCCUAAACAGCCCGGUCAUGAGCCAGCUGUCCGGGCAGAGUUCGAGCGCGAGUCGCAAGAACCCGGGCGGUGGCGGUGGCGUCGGCGGAGGCCCCUGCCCGUCCGGCCAGCCGGGGCCCAACGGGGUCGUCGUCGUGAGCUCCGGCGUCGUCGUCGUGCCGUCCGUCGUGGGCGGCGGUCCGAUGGGCCUGACGGCCGAGGAGAUCGAGCGGCUGAACGCGCGGCCCCGCACCUCGAGCCUCGUGUCCACGCUGGAUGCCGUGUCGAGCAGCAGCGAAGCGCCCCGCGGGCCUGCCCCUCAUCUCACGCACAUGCAUCACUCGCCGGCGGUCGAUGCGCACAGUUCUACCUCAACCGAUGAGAGCGGCAACGACAGCUUCACCUGCUCCGAGAUCGAGUACGACAACAACAGCCUCGGUGGCGGUGUCGGUGGUGGUGGUGGCCAGGACACCGGUGCCAGCGCGGGCAACAGCCACCACAACAACAACAACAACGGCAGCAGCAGCAGCAAGUACGGCAAGGGCCUGCGGGAUCGUGACCGCGACCGCGACGACCCGGUGAGCGGUGGAAAGUCUACCGCCGGCGGUGGUGUCCCCGGUGGUAAGGGUGGUCCACCGCACCUGCCGCCACCGGCUUCGUCGUACGAUGGGUUCGACUCGUCGUUCCGCGGGUCACUCAGCACGCUCGUCGCCUCGGACGAUGAUCUGUCGAGCCACAUGGUCGGCAUGUACCGUGGUGGGCCCACCGGAGGGGGUGGCGUCGGCGGCACUACCUCACCGCAGUCGGCCACCGGUUGGGAUUACCUGCUCAACUGGGGCCCCAACUUUGAGAGUCUGAUGGGCGUGUUCAAGGACAUCGCCGAGCUGCCGGACACCGUCGUGAACCAUGGCCGGGUGCCGAGCGCACUCCGCAUCCCGACGGGGGUUCAAAAACCGUCCGAAGAGUACGUGUAG
Molecule: messenger RNA, 15762 nt
Organism: Anopheles cruzii
Lineage: Eukaryota; Metazoa; Arthropoda; Insecta; Diptera; Culicidae
Gene: ft
Product: cadherin-related tumor suppressor
Exons: 9
Coding region: 1-15762 (5253 amino acids)
Biological process (GO): homophilic cell-cell adhesion
Cellular component (GO): plasma membrane
Molecular function (GO): calcium ion binding
Source: RefSeq, a predicted model, not a curated record